AUGGUGCCGUGGAGGAGAGAGCGUAUGUUUCUGCAUAGGAACCAAGUGAGAAGAUCUAUAACGAUAUGUAAUGCUCCUCCAUACUCUGCUUGUUCUGUCUUAGUCCGCCUUUAUGCAGCCAUGGGCCUUCACAGUUACAAUUUGCUCCAUGGGGAAAACUUGGAGUUGAGUCGUGUGCUUAGGUACAGCAAAACCGCGGGUCCUCCUGCAGCUUCAAGUUACUGCAUAACUUUGGAUGUCAUGGAGCCAUCUCUCGGUUUGGUUCGAACUUUUGAGACUAGUGUUUCUGAACAGUCUUAUGGCGAAUUGUCUUUGAGGUACAAUUUUGCUAGACCUCAUGGUGAAACCAAGAAAAGCUACAACGUUGGAGAUGAAAUCAUGAGAAGCAGCGAUGCGUCGGAUGAAUACUUUCGCUUAUGUUGCAAUUGCAUGCCUGAAAUGCCACGACUGAAUCCUUUCCAAAAUAAAAAGAGAUUUUACUUGCUGAAGAAAUCGGAGGUGGAAGAGAAUGCGUGGAUACGUAUGUAUCUGGAUCUUGCAUUUGCCACAACUAAUAGGGGGACCAGUAAGGAACCUGAUCUCUCCAAGCUGGAGAUUGUGGAAGUUGCUGUAUCUAUAGAAGAAUCUAACACUAGCACCAGUGAUACUGAUGAGGGGCUUGGACUUGGACUUGGAUUCUCUCGCGCCACUAAUGCAGUUUUCUACAUAAGGCACAUGGACUGGUGCAAGGCUCGGGUUAAGAAAAACGAUGUUGAUCGCGUUGCUAUCGUCAGAAGAAUCUUCAUUCACCGAACCGGGUGCUUCAGUCUCGUUGGUAAGAUCCACAGCUCACAAACUUUACCAAAACCUAAAAAAUGA
This is a messenger RNA of Microthlaspi erraticum, 858 nucleotides long. Lineage: Eukaryota; Viridiplantae; Streptophyta; Magnoliopsida; Brassicales; Brassicaceae. The record is from the annotation of a GenBank genome assembly.